This is a messenger RNA of Saccostrea echinata, 617 nucleotides long. Its product is annotated as MICOS complex subunit Mic19-like. Lineage: Eukaryota; Metazoa; Mollusca; Bivalvia; Ostreida; Ostreidae. The record is from RefSeq and is a predicted model, not a curated record. The transcript is spliced from 7 exons. Gene Ontology annotation, cellular component: MICOS complex. The coding region runs from base 50 to 472 and encodes 140 amino acids. Gene Ontology annotation, biological process: inner mitochondrial membrane organization.
UGCCGACCUUGCGAAGCGCAAGUUGCUUCGGGAGAAAAUUCCCCUACAAAUGGGGGGUUCAAGCAGUAAAAGACGGGUUGAAUUUAAUGACCCAAACGAUCCAAUUGUGAUUUCUCAAGAUGUGGCAAAGAGAAUUGGAGUGGAUCCAUACAAUCCUGGUAAACCUUCAAGGAGGAAAUUGGAGAGUGAAGAAGAAUUGACAGAUUUAUACAACAGUAAAAUCAAAGAAUUGGAGGCCAAGAAUGCUGAUUUGUUAAAAGCCAGAGUUAAUGAAUUUGCACAAGCUGUACAAGAAGUAGAAAAGAAAUUUAUGAACACCACAGGAUCUCCGGUAUGUCAGGACCUACAGGACAAGGUUUUCCACUGCUACACAGAAAACAGUAAAAAGACAUUGCUAUGUUCUGCCGAAGUUAGAGCUUUCUUUGAAUGUGUAGAGAGAGCAAGAGCGAAUGCUCUGAUGAGAAAGGGAUAAGGAGGAGGAGUCCAUUUCAUUAUUAACUACACUUAACUACACAUAUAACAUAAAGUGACGUUACAGAACCACUAUACAAUAGUGGUAUUGACAUUUUAGUUGUGAUUAUUGGCAAUGCAGUAAUAAAGUUUGUAUUGCAUAUAUA